Molecule: messenger RNA, 1692 nt
Organism: Penicillium waksmanii
Lineage: Eukaryota; Fungi; Ascomycota; Eurotiomycetes; Eurotiales; Aspergillaceae
Exons: 10
Coding region: 1-1692 (563 amino acids)
Source: RefSeq, a predicted model, not a curated record
AUGAUUGAAGAUGAUCUCUUCUCUCCGGACCCUAUCGAUGAUCAAAAUUUCCAGAUGAAUUUCACUGCUGUCCAAGUACAGAUCCGAGAGCUUUCGCGCGCGAUUUCUGGGUGUACAUUGUCCCAAGACCCAGAGUCUAGGUUACAUGAAAUUCAUCUCAAUGCCAAAAAGCUUAGUGAGUACAAGGAUCAGGAAACACGCAUUGUUGGAUUCAUAGGUAAAACCGGAGCUGUCAACCAGAGAGGUCUCGCACGCUCGAGUGGUUCUGGGAGCGCAUGUACUUCCGUCCCUACGGAGUAUCGAUACAUCGAUGAAAAGCAUCCACGUGCCUAUACUAUAGAAGCUGAGUUCAUGGGCGAGAACGAAGUCAAUGGUCUCCUCGAAGAGCUUCUGCAAAGCAUUCGACGAGCUGCAAUUCCGACUGACCGAAAUAUUGUCGCGGGGGAAAGCUGGGCAGAGCAAUUCAGCAACUGGCCAGAUUUAACAAUUGAGUUUUUCGCGCGACCCGGAGCGGAAACGGAAAUCGAGAUUCUACAAGGAUUGAAAGCGCUGGCCUUGGAUCGAUUGACAUUCCGGCCCGGAGGAUCGAGCUCACUACAAUAUACUGUCGUCGCAGAUGACUUGGAGAGCUGUAAAGAUACACUGGACAGUUUGACAGAUAGCCUCGAGGACAGCAAUACCCCUGCUUUGUGGCCUUUCAUCAAGUUGAUCAGACUGCAGGGUAUUCCUCGAGCUGCCAGUGCUGAAGAAUGGGCUGGUGCUUGCGGACCUACCAGCUCACUGUUGGUAGGAUUACACGAUAUGAACCAUGCGAGGGUACGCGCUACGGAACAGUAUCUUUCCAGAACCUGCGAUGAAGUGUUUAUUGUAACUGGAAUACUUCGAUGUGUUUCAAAUCAAUCGAUCUUCAAAAUUAUAGAGAAGGCCGGGGAAAGCAAACGUAUACGGGUGGUUUGCACAAGGGCAGAUGAAGUCUCACCGGGAGAGUCUGCUCGCGGCAGUGGUCCUCUUGUCAAACGCAUGAAGAGUAUGAACGCAGACAUCAAUAAGCUGGAGAGCAAGUUCAGGCAUAUCGGGGGCCAAACGCAGGAAGCACAGGGCCAGAGAAUGGCGGAUCGUGCUCUUCUAGAUUCUUUAGACAGGAUACAAAAGCUUCACUACGAGUGCGUGCUAUACAUUAUUCAAACUGAUAUCUAUAUGCCUAGGAUUCUAAUUUUCAUAACCAGGCGACGAGCGCUCCUUAUGAACCAACGAAACGACUCAACAAAGAGAUACCUUAAUAAAGUGAAAGAUAUCAAAAUAUUCUGCGUUGGCAAUGAGCUUUAUGGAAAUCCGCCACACAGAAUGUCAGAGGAAUACCGGAAUCUCAGCGGAGUUCGAGAGCUUCGUUCAUAUUGUCGAUCUGUCCCAGCAGAGGGAAGGAUGGAUCCCGCUUUGGUUUUCAUCGAGGAACAAGUACCUGCUCUGCUAGAUUCAAUUCGUCAGUGGACUCUGAUAGGUCGUGAUUCUGUGACACCCGCAAGAGCCUGUGAGCUCCGAAGCGUAUUGGAACAAGCAGAGCAAAUACUACGCCAGUUGCAUUCGGCAAGUUAUGCCGCAUUCUGCCUGAAGAAUUACAACCAUCAGGUCUCCAGCCAGAAGCCUCGUUGCUGGAACAACGAAUUGAUGGAGCAAGAGCACGGCCUGCGUUAG